Centrocercus urophasianus (Greater sage-grouse) is the source of this 1283-nucleotide messenger RNA. RefSeq names its product dynein axonemal assembly factor 4 (gene DNAAF4). Gene Ontology annotation, biological process: inner dynein arm assembly; cilium movement; heart development. NCBI's taxonomy places the organism in Eukaryota, Metazoa, Chordata, Aves, Galliformes, Phasianidae. The transcript is spliced from 8 exons. Bases 48 to 1076 code for a protein of 342 amino acids. Gene Ontology annotation, molecular function: nuclear estrogen receptor binding. The record is from RefSeq and is a predicted model, not a curated record.
UUGGAAAUGGAAUCGUUUUCUUCACUUUGUAUAAAAAAGAAGUGGCCAUGUGGGAGUCCCUGACUGUAGCAAAUGUUAACAAGGAGGAACUGCAACAUCUAAGAGAGAAUGCUGUUCUAAGAGCACACGAAAAGGCGAAAGAGGAGACAGAAGCAAAAAAAGUUACAAAACAGGAACACAAGAAGUAUGCUUUGGAGGCUACAAUGAAGCUAGAAGAAGCAGAAAGAAAAAGAAUUGAAGGUCUGAAAGAACAGGAGAGACAGAAAGUUGCUAAGGAGUUGGAGCUAUGGAGAUGUCAGCAAAACAAUGUUGAGAAACAAAAGAGGGUGCAAAAUGGAGGGAAACUACAUGAAGAAGGAGAGCAACUGAAGGAGAAGAAAAGGGAAAAAAUAAACAAAACCAGAAUUCCUAAUGAAGAAAUUUCUAAGACCAAACUCAAAGAUACAAAAGGUUGUGGCUCCUAUAGUAUCUUUUCAGAGAAUUUAAGAGAAGAGCAGAUGCCAGCUCCUCGACCUGCCGGUACUAUUAAAAUCAACUUCACAUCACGAGUUUUUCCUACAGCUCUUCGAGAGUCUCGUGUAGCAGAAGAGGAAGAGUGGCUACAAAAACAGGCAGAAGCUCGAAGGAUAAUAAAUGCUGAUUUGUCUGAGCUGGAAGAUUUAAAAGAAGAGGAGAAAAAUCCAGACUGGUUAAAGGACAAGGGAAACAAAAUGUUUGCAACAGGAAACUAUCUUGCAGCUGUAAAUGCAUAUAACCUUGCAGUCCGACUAAACAAUAAGCUUCCACUGCUGUAUUUGAAUCGUGCUGCUUGCCAUCUUAAGCUGAGAAAUUUACACAAAGCCAUUGAAGAUUCCUCUAAGGCACUAGAAUUGCUAACACCACCUGUUCCUGAUAAUGAGAACGCUCGAGUAAAAGCAUAUGUGAGACGUGGCACAGCCUUUUGUCAGCUGGAGCUGUAUGCUGAAGGUCUCCAGGAUUAUGAAGCAGCUCUCAAGAUUGAUCCUAAAAAUAAAACCAUAGAAAAAGAUGCAGAGAAGAUUCGACACACAAUUCAGGGAACAGUGCAAAAUUCUUAAAAAUAAAAAAGGACCUUUUUGUGCCUUUUGGGGGCCUCAGAAGGAGCCUUAGUUCAUGUUCUCUUCAGUAUGUUGCUAACUAGAUUUUUUUUGUUUCACUUGGAAUACCUACUGAAUUUAUAAAAUACUGGAUAUGAGUAGUUAUUUUUUGGCAAGCAUGGUUCUAUAACAAAUACGAUUAGAUAUACUGCGUAUCGUUUUGAUACA